AUGGGGGGAACUGAAGCUGAAACACAUGAACACGAGCAUUUAUCCGCUAAUGUGAUCGCUAAAGGAACCAUUCUUAUUUGCAUGUGUGAGAUGGUACUAAUUGACCAGGAUGUUGACCUGGAGAAGUGCCAGUUAGCUUUGAUUCCCGGCAGCAGCUGUGGGUCCACAGGUUCUGGCUCCUUGAACGAGGCUGGCAUCAAUGUGACGGACAACCAUACUUGUGAUCUUUCCCAGUCUAUGGACAUCACCUCGAGCUGGGACUUUGGAAUUCGCCGACGAUCAAAUACAGCCCAAAGACUUGAAAGGUUAAGAAAAGAGCGACAAAACCAAAUCAAGUGCAAAAACGUACAAUGGAAAGAGAGGGCGACGUCUCAAUCUGUUGAAGAUCUGGGCACAUUAUUUGAGAAGCGUGACUUCAAAGAUCGGCCGAGAACAACAGGCACUAAGUCGACCCUGUCAUUGCGACUCGAGCAGUGUCCUCAGCAGCUCAACAACCCCUUCAAUGAAUACUCCAAGUUUGAUGGCAAGGGUCAUAUAGGGACAACCGCGACAAAGAAGAUUGACGUCUAUCUCUCCAUGCAAAUCGGUCAGGACAAGGUUCAUCCAAUGACUGUGGUAACCAUUGCCAAUGCCAGAGUACAUGAUCUCAUUGGACUUAUCUGCUGGCAGUACACAUGUGAAGGAAGGGAACCUAAACUAAAUGAGAAUGUGAAUGCCUACUGUCUGCAUAUUGCAGAGGAUGAUGGUGAAGUCGACACAGACUUUCCCCCAUUGGAUUCUAAUGAACCUAUCCAUAAGUUUGGUUUCAGCACGUUAGCCUUAGUCGAGAAGUAUUCUUCACCUGGCCUUGCUUCUAGACAGUCCUUGUUCGUAAGAAUAAAUGCUGCUCAUGGCUUCUCUUUAAUACCUGUGGACAGUCUGAAAGUAACCAUGAAUGACAUCCUCCAGAAAGCAUUAAAGAAAAGGAAGGGCUCUCAAAAAGGCUCAGGGCCAAUGUAUCGUUUGGAGAGACAGACCGAACCAAAUGUGGCAGUUGAUUUAGACUCCACGCUGGAGUCUCAGGGAACACUUGAAUUCUGUCUGGUCAGAGAAAACAGCUCCAGGGGAGAAGAGAGCUCAGAAGAGGACCCCCCCAUAGACAUCACCACAGUCCAAGACAUGCUCAGUAGUCACCAUUACAAGUCAUUCAAGAUCAGCAUGAUCCACAAGCUGCGGUUUACCACAGAUGUGCAGCUAGGUAUUUCAGGGGAAAAAGUUGAGAUUGAUCCCGUGACAAACCAGAAAGCCAGCACAAAGUUCUGGAUCAGACAGAAACCCAUUUCCAUAGACUCGGACCACCUCUGUGCCUGUGAUCUGGUGGAGGAGAGAAGCCCCAGUCAUGCAAUAUUUAAACUAACCUACUUGAGCAAUCAUGAUUACAAGCCUCUCUACUUUGAAUCUGAUGCUUCUACCGUCAAUGAAAUUGUGCUAAAGGUGAACUAUAUCCUGGAGUCCCGGGCCAGCUCGUCGCGGGCCGAUUACUUUGCCCAAAAACAAAGGAAACUGAGCCGCAGGGCCAGCUUUAGUUUCCAAAAAGACAAGAAAACUGGGCAGUGA
Molecule: messenger RNA, 1596 nt
Organism: Knipowitschia caucasica
Lineage: Eukaryota; Metazoa; Chordata; Actinopteri; Gobiiformes; Gobiidae
Source: the annotation of a GenBank genome assembly